Messenger RNA from Saxophila tyrrhenica, 435 nucleotides. RefSeq lists its product as uncharacterized. Gene Ontology annotation, biological process: vesicle-mediated transport. The transcript is spliced from 2 exons. NCBI's taxonomy places the organism in Eukaryota, Fungi, Ascomycota, Dothideomycetes, Mycosphaerellales, Extremaceae. Gene Ontology annotation, cellular component: intracellular membrane-bounded organelle. Bases 1 to 435 code for a protein of 144 amino acids. The record is from RefSeq and is a predicted model, not a curated record.
AUGGCAAGAUGUGACGGCGGUUACAACUACUACGGAGGGUGCUAUAGCACAUGGGAUGCCUGGGCGCGAUGGGUCGUCCUGGGUGUCGUGAUCUUCGGAGCAAUCUUCAUCUUCUUCCUGUUCUCGUGCAUCUCCGCGCGUAGGAGGAGAAAGAGGGGCUACACACCAUACCGCGGCACAGCCUGGGCGGCAGGCCGAACACCACCCGGCCACGCACCGGCACAGUACAACAGCCAGCAGCCCUACUACUCGAACAACCAGCAAAACUACCAGCCUCCUCCGCCCGCGUACGGUGCUAGUCAGGACUACUACAGCAGGCAGAAUGAUGUUGAGCUGCAGCAGCCUCCGCAGGCGUAUGGUACGAACUCGAGGGACAACUCGUAUGCGCCACCACCAGGACCGCCACCGCAGAAGAACGAUGGCAUCGUCAGAUGA